AUGGGCCUCCUACAAGCUCUGAUUGCCCGCGUGCCCCUCAUUGCAUCAGACAAAAAGGGUCCAGUGGUCAAUCUCGUCUCGUGGGUGUGUUUAACAACGAUGUGUCUGGCGGUGACUACGGUUCUUGUCAGCAAACUUCUGGUCUUGCGAAGACUCACUUGGAAUGACUCUGUUGUCAUUGCCGCUCUGUUGCUCUCGAUUGGAUUUACUAUCGCGGUCAAUAAUCAAGUUAGCCAUGGUCUUGGAUCGGAACUGUCGACCGCCAGGAACGACGAUUACGACAACUUCCAAAAAGCAGGAUAUGUGUGGAACAUUCUUUACGUGCUCGGUAUUUGCUUGGCCAAGCUAUCGACGCUGUCUCUGCUUCUCGCCCUUGCUCCGAACAAAAGCUACCGUGCCCCUAUGUUGGUCAUUGGGGGAGUCCUUGUCGCCUGGGCUAUCUCUUCUAUAUUCAGCAGCGCAUUUCAAUGCUCGCUUCCCCACCCCUAUCUGAUCACCACGGGGACCUGCUUUCAGCAGACGCGAUUCUGGACUUCGUUUGGAGUAAUCAACAUCAUCACAGACGCUGCACUUAUGAUGCUACCUGUGUACCUAGUAUACAACCUUCAGCUGUCUGUGAACAAGAAAACUGCUGUCUGUUUCGCGUUCUCUUUCCGUCUGUUGGGAGUGGGGUGCACGGUCUGGCGCUUGACACAGCUUGAAAAAUUCUUCAACCGGGAUGGAGACAUCACGUUUGACAGCUGGCUGCCGACGAUUGCGACAAUUCUCGAACUGUUCUUUGCCGUCUUCUCGUCCUGUGUACCGCAUUUGAGGCCGUUCAUGGAAUCAAUUCAGGCAGGCUAUCUGUCCGGAGUCAUGACAGAAGGUGAUGCACGGUUUGGUUACGGAAACGACAGCUACUUGAUGGGCCAGACGGGCCAGAGCAAAGUCAAUUCUCAAGUGCGAAGCCAGCACAUGCAAAGCGAGAUCCGAGGUGAAAGUCUAGAUUUGCCCAGCCAUGGAACAAACAACGUGGCAGCAGGCGGCAGAGACGAUAUUGGACGAGCACUGACGAGCAAUCGAAUCAUACACAGUGUCAGAGGUGGGCCUGCCGCUAUGAAGGAUAGCUCGAGAACGGGGAGAAACAGGAGUGAUAGCCUUGGUUCUGAUGGUGCUUUAAGUCAUGGCAGUGAUGGAAGUAAAGCCAUGAUCAUCAAGACAACAAAGGAGUGGAGUAUCAGCUACCAAGACGCCUAG
Messenger RNA from Exophiala aquamarina CBS 119918, 1236 nucleotides. RefSeq lists its product as uncharacterized. The coding region runs from base 1 to 1236 and encodes 411 amino acids. The record is from RefSeq and is a predicted model, not a curated record. NCBI's taxonomy places the organism in Eukaryota, Fungi, Ascomycota, Eurotiomycetes, Chaetothyriales, Herpotrichiellaceae. The transcript has 2 exons.